This is a messenger RNA of Meriones unguiculatus (Mongolian gerbil), 1908 nucleotides long. RefSeq names its product transmembrane protein 82 (gene Tmem82). NCBI's taxonomy places the organism in Eukaryota, Metazoa, Chordata, Mammalia, Rodentia, Muridae. The coding region runs from base 497 to 1567 and encodes 356 amino acids. The transcript has 6 exons. The record is from RefSeq and is a predicted model, not a curated record.
UCAGGUCUUAAGGGGAUUCCAGACCCUUGGUUCCCUGCGGCCUGCAAAAGCUACACUACUUUUCCGAAUUCUGGAGAGACAAGAGUCAGAAGAGACCUGCGCUGUGGAAAGACGCCCUGGCUUUGGGAACUUUGAGUGGCGAGGACUCACACUUCGGGGCACACCUGAGUCUGGGAAGGCCCGGCGAGCCCGCAGAGGUGGGACUUCCGGAAGGCAUGGUGGGCUUGAAAUCUAUCGGGGACAGAGCAGCACCAGCUACCUGCUUUGCCUUUGAGGCCUAAAUGGGAAGCCACUAGCAGCGGCGGGUUUACAGCGUCCCUGAUUCCGCAGCCUAGAAGUUGUCUAAGGCCUCUGGCUCUCCUGCCCCGCCCCCAGGCCUCUGACCCCUUCCUAGUCCCUCCCCUGUCCUCCAGAGACACCUUUGACCGGUGAUGUCAUUGGGUCUGUCCCAGUGCAGACCCAGUCCGAGGCUGGGGCCGGGUUCCUGGAGGCUGCCAUGUUCUCCCUGCCCUCCUUGUUCUCCUGGCUCCCCGGCCUCCCUUCGUUUGAGUGGGGUUCCAGUCUCUUCCACAGCCUCCUGCAAGGCCUGAUCGGGGCCCUGGGAGUCUCUGUUCUCAACAGCCUCUUGAAGGUUUACUUCUUCGUGGCCUGUGUCAAUGACCCCCAGCGGCAGCCCCAGAAGCAGCGGCUGCGGGCGCAGUGGGCCUCCUUGGAGGCCUUGCACCUGGCUGGCCUGGCCCUGUUCCUGACCGUGGUGGGGACUAGGGUAGCCGCCCUCGUGGUCCUGGAGUUCUCCCUUCGGGCUGUUUCCACAGUGCUGUCCCUGGGCAAGGGCUCCGGGGACAAGGAGCGACUCCAGCUCUACCUGGUAGGCCAGUUCUCGCUGGGCUGCGGGCUCAGCUGCGGCCUGAGCUUCCUGCAGGAAGGUGCCCCACGCCGCUCCCUGAACCUGCUGCUGAGCCUGGGGCUGGCCGCGCUGCUGGGCUGGGCUGCGUGGCGCCUCCGCCGACACAUCUGCAGCCUCUACGAGCUGCACAGCAGCCAGCGCUACUGUGGGGUCUGUUUGGGCCUGCUGGCCAACCAGCACAGCCUGCCCAGGCUCCUGGGCCGCACUCUGGCCGUGGCCUUUGCUGUGAGUGACCUGGCAGCCGUGGCCCUCAUCAACCAGGACUUCCUGAACACGUCAGAGGCUGUGCGCUUCUGGAUGCCGCUCACCAUCUGCUACACACUGCUGGUCAUCUACAUGCAGGAGGAGCAGCGGCAACAUCGCUUCAGCCUGCAGGGCCAGGUCCAGACGGUGCUGGUGCGCAUGGGCGGCCUCUUCAUCUUGUUGAUGACUUUGGGCCGCUGGCUGGAUCUCCUGGGUAUCUUUUUCUCCUUUCUGGGCGAGCUAUGCUGCUUGGCAGGCACUCGCACCCUAAUCGACCUCUGCCAGAUACAGGGCUUUCCAUCCCAGAGGCCUACAGUAACAGCAGCAGUAACACCAGGAAAGGGAUCAACAGUGACAGAUCCAUGCGACGCCCGGCCUUCCACACCUGCCCGGUCCAGAAGUGCUGUCGGCUCCUGACCUGCCCCCACAAAGGACUUGAAGUCAGUCUCAGGCCUACACAGGCUGACCAAAAAGGCCUCUACCACAAAACGUGGCAGACCUGGUCCCCACCUAGUGUUCAAGGCAGGCCAUGGGGCCCCUGGAGAAAGGGGAUGGCUAGGGCUGGGGACCUAGGAAGGUAGGGACAUGAAGGCCCCUGAGUAAAAUCCCUUUUUCUUGAAGAUGGGCAGCUUCAUCAGGCCGGCCUUUCCCGGCCAGGCAAGGAGGGCAGAGGACAACUGUGACCUCAGAAUGGUCCCCUGCCCCUCCCCCACCUUGCUCUCUCCACAAACAAUAAAAGAUGACUUUUUUUUUUCCAA